AUGAUGAAAUAUUUCUGCGUUAUCAUCCCAGAAGAAGAAUUCAAUGAAGCUCCCUGUGUUGUUGAAUGCGAGGAAGAGGUACUCAGUCCUAAGGUCAUAUACGUCACUUCCGCCACGCCGUGUAAUGAGUAUCUGACGGAAAAUACGGCAAAGAGGAAUAUACCUGAAGUUACAGGCGGUGGCAUAGGUCCCCUGAGAGAAGCCAAGAGGUUGAAUUUAUAUAAGAAUAUGAACCAGAAUGCCGAAGACUCUUUUGGGAUGCGCAAUUCCAAAAGACCCUAUUCAUAUCUCCUCCUUUUCCUCCUCCUUUUUAAUUUUCUUCUUCGUCUUCUCUUUCUUCUUUUUCUCCUCCUCCUCCUUUCCUCCUCCUCCUCCUCUUUUUCCUCCUCCUCCUUCUUCUUUCCCACUUUUUCCUCCGCCUCAUUCUUCUUUCCCCCUUUUUCCUCCCCCUCCUCCUCCUUUUCUUCUUCUUUGUCACUGAUUUCUAUCUAUCUAUCUAUCUAUCUAUCUAUCUAUCUAUCUAUCUAUCUACCCAAGUUCGGUAUCUAUCUAUCUAUCUAUCUAUCUAUCUAUCUAUCUAUUGCCAAAUUAGUCGGAUGUUUACUUUCAAGCCCGCGUGUCAGGGUGAGGCCAACAGUCCAGACCCGACAGGAUCCAGACAAUUUAACUCUAUUCAUCGAUUUUUUCUCUCACCUGUUGCUCCACCCGACCGGCCAUUUCAACUUUCUUUUGUGCUGUCUCUAUCCGUUGCCACAUGUAUUCCGCUACACUUGCUUACAACAAGUCGUUGAGGAAUAUUUUUUGAAUCUUUCUUUAAAUUUUUCUUUCUCGCUUUCUUUCUUCUUUGUGUUUAUUCAUUUUUGUUUUGUCUUUCAAUUGUUUUUCUUUUUUCAUUCAUUGAUUAAAUGUUUCACUUUUUCCUUUCUGUUCCUUUCGAAUAGCAAAUGUAAAUGCUCAACAGACAGACCGUCCUCAACUUUGGCAGCCAUAUUUUUAUUGCUUUUAGAAUUACUUUUCUUCUGUCAUAACGGCAAGACGAAAAAGAAAAAAAAAACUUGUUCAUUCUAUGAACUUACACAAGAAAAACUCACACAUAUCUAUCUAUCUAUCUAUCUAUCUAUCUAUCUAUCUAUCUAUCCUCCUUUCAUUCUAAUCUUCAUUAGUAAUUAUGAAAACGAAUAUCUAUCUAUCUAUCUAUCUAUCUAUCUAUCUAUCUAG
Messenger RNA from Acanthosepion pharaonis, 1218 nucleotides. The record is from the annotation of a GenBank genome assembly. NCBI's taxonomy places the organism in Eukaryota, Metazoa, Mollusca, Cephalopoda, Sepiida, Sepiidae.